AUGUCAUCCGAUGACAAAUCCCAGCUACCCGGCCUGCCGGGCUACGACAAGGACAACUUGCAGCCAUGGCUCGUUGCCGUGACUGUCUCGAUGACGGUGUUGGCGCUGGCUGCCGUAGGACUCCGUCUGUUGAGUCGGCGCAUGAAACGUCAGAGCCUGUGGCUGGAUGACAAAAUGAUCAUCUUCUCCAUGGUCUGGAACCUGGCUGUUAUUGGCUUCAUCUUUGCAAUGUACUCCUCCGGCAUGGGCAUCCACGCAGACAAGGUUGAAACCAGCAGCAUCAUCAUGAUGGCGAAAUGGCUCGUCGUUGCCGAGAUUCUCUACGCGUGGAACCUGGGAUGGACAAAGAUCAGUCUUUUGCUCAUGUACUACCGCAUCUUCCGCCACGCUUACUUCAAGAAGAUGGCUUGGGUGGUGGGUAUCUUUGUCUGGGCGUGGGUGAUUUGCAUCACGUUCCUCUUCAUCUUCAUCUGCGUCCCAGUUCAGAAGUUGUGGUAUCCGCAGAUUCCCGGCAGAUGCAUCAACCAAGUCGGCACCUGGAUCUCCAACGCGUUGUCGACCAUUCUAACGGACCUCAUCAUUUUGCUUCUGCCCCUUCCACAGAUCUGGAAGCUCCAGCUGAGAAAAACGGAAAAGAUGGGCCUUACCCUGGCGUUUAGCCUGGGCUUCUUUGUCGUGUUUGCGUCGGCAUACCGAACCAGCGUGCUGUUCACGUACACCAACACUGACCCAACAUAUACACUGGCCCCAACCGUGGGCUGGACCGUCAUUGAAAUGUCGGCAGGCAUCAUAUCGGCCUGCUUGCCCACCUUCCUCCCCAUCGUCCUUUGCUGCGCACGAGCAUGCGGACUGGGACGGGCGCCAAGCAUGCCCAUUCAAGACUCAAAUGCACCGCCCACUUUUGGCGGCUCCGGAAAUAAAGGCAACAAAAACGGCGUCAUAUCGUUCAACAGCUUUGCCUCUCGGACGGAAGACCACGACUCGGAAAAGGCCACCGACGGCCCGUUUUACCGUCUGCAGGACAUUCGUGAAACGGAGAGCGUGGCAUCGCGACCUGUGGGAUCGGAAGCGGAAACACACACGGGACCCCUGGAGCAGCCCCCCUUGCGGCCAGACGUGGAAGGGUAUGUCCGGAGCGUGCAUACAUACACGGUCAAGGGAAAUGAGAGCAGCGAAGACGAUAUACCGUUGCAGGGCAUCAGAGUCCAGAAGGAUUUCCAAACGGGAACCUUGAGACAAGGGUAA
Ustilaginoidea virens is the source of this 1245-nucleotide messenger RNA. RefSeq lists its product as uncharacterized. The record is from RefSeq and is a predicted model, not a curated record. The coding region runs from base 1 to 1245 and encodes 414 amino acids. The transcript has 3 exons. NCBI's taxonomy places the organism in Eukaryota, Fungi, Ascomycota, Sordariomycetes, Hypocreales, Clavicipitaceae.